Diachasma alloeum is the source of this 3442-nucleotide messenger RNA. It is a transcript of the gene Tudor-SN, whose product is annotated as staphylococcal nuclease domain-containing protein 1. NCBI's taxonomy places the organism in Eukaryota, Metazoa, Arthropoda, Insecta, Hymenoptera, Braconidae. The record is from RefSeq and is a predicted model, not a curated record. Gene Ontology annotation, cellular component: cytosol; nucleus; RISC complex. Gene Ontology annotation, biological process: regulatory ncRNA-mediated gene silencing; mRNA catabolic process. Gene Ontology annotation, molecular function: nuclease activity; RNA binding. The coding region runs from base 291 to 2948 and encodes 885 amino acids. The transcript is spliced from 7 exons.
UAGAUCGCGCUCGGACCCAUCCACCGUAGUACGUGGUUGAUCGUGGAACAAUAUCUCCAGUCCCGUAUAACCCACCAGUUAGUGCUCCCUCAAACAUGCCAGCAAAUUUCUGAAUUACACCUCAGCCGUGGAGUGGUUUUUCCCCAUCAAACAAAUCGUGUAUUUUUAUUUUCACCAUUAAUUUUGGAUUAAUCGUACAACGAAGCAAUUGACUCGUGUAAAAUCGAGUUGAUUCUUUGAUACUUUAAUACAGAAAAGACACUUGGAAUUCAGGGCUGAUAUUAUUCAUCAUGAGCACUCCUAACAGCACGCCGCAUGUGGACACGAAAGUCGGUAUCGUGAAAUUGAUUGUCUCUGGUGAUACCGUGACAAUCAGGGACAUUCCACGAGGGAGGCCCCCAAAUGAGGUGACGAUCUCCCUGUCCAACAUCUCAGCUCCCAAACUAGGGAGACGAGGUGGCCCCAACGCCGAUGAGGAGAGGGACAAGCCAUGGGCCUGGGAAGCCCGGGAAUUCCUGAGGAAGAAGCUCAUCGGGCAGGAGGUGGUCUUCGCCGAGGAGAAGGCCGCCACCACGAGAAAGUACGGUUCUGUCUGGCUGGGAAAAGACAAGAACACGGGUCAGAACGUAUCUGAACUCCUGGUGUCGGAGGGUCUGGCGACAGUGAAACGUGACGUUCGCAAUCCGAGCGACGCGCAAAAGCGUCUGAUGGAGCUGGAGGACGCGGCGAAAUCAGCCGGCAAGGGCCUCCACUCUGGUGCGCCAUCCUCGGAGCACAUUCGCGACGUGAAAUGGACGAUCGAGAACCCCCGUGCCCUGGUGGACAAGUACAACGGCAAGCCCGUGAAAGCGAUAAUCGAGCACGUGAGGGACGGUUCAACGGUGAAGGCCUUCCUCCUCCCCGACUUCUACCACGUCACCCUGAUGCUCUCGGGGAUCCGCUGUCCCCAGAUCAAGUCCGACGAGGAGGAGCCCUUCGCGAGGGAAGCCAUCUUCUUCGUGGAGUGUCGAAUCCUGCAGAGAGACGUUGAGAUAAUCCUCGAGGCGGCCAACAACAACAACUUCGUGGGGACGAUUCUCCAUCCCAACGGGAACAUCGCAGAGCUCCUCCUGAAGGAGGGCUUCGCCAAGUGCAUUGGCUGGACCAUGAACAUCACCAAAUCCUCUGUCGACAAUCUCUACAUGGCUGAGAAGGCGGCGAAGGAGAAACGACUGCGACUCUGGCGGGACUGGGUGCCCACAGCUCCCCAGAAAGAAUACAAUGCUGUUGUCAUUGAGAUCACGAGUGCUGACUCCAUGCUCGUGAAGAAUCAGAAUGGAGAAGUAAAAAAGGUCUUCCUGAGCAGCCUGCGACCGCCCCAGCGCCCGAAGAAGGCAGGGGAGGAGAAGGACGCCCCCCGCCCGAAGGACUUCCGUCCCCUGUACGACAUCCCCUUCAUGUACGAGGCGAGGGAAUUCCUGAGGAAGAAGGUCAUUCGAAAGCAGGUGAAGGUGAUCGAGGAUUACACGCAGCCCGCCAAGGACCAGUACCCAGAGAAGAUCUGCUGCACGAUUUUAGUUGGAAAAGUCAACAUUGCCGAGGCGAUGGUGUCCAAGGGGCUGGCGACAGUCGUCAGGUACAAGCAGAACGACGACUCGAGGCCCCAACAUUACAAUGAACUCUUGGCUGCCGAGAGCAAGGCUGAAAAAUCAGGGCACGGACUCCACGCCAAGAAGGACACAGCCCCUCAGAGGAUAAUCGAUCUGUCUAAUGAUCCCGCCAAGGCCAAGGUCCACCUGUCAGCGUUGAAGAGGACGAGGGGAAUCAAGGCUGUUGUCGAGUUCGUUACGAGUGGCUCGAGGCUGAAGCUCUUCCUGCCGAAGGAGCACUGUCUCAUCACUUUCCUGCUGGCUGGGGUCAAGGCCCCCAGGAGGUCCAGGCCGAAGCCGGGGGGCGGCACUAUCGAGGGGGAGAAGUAUGGCGAGGAGGCUUACAACUUCAUGAAGGAGCAGACCUUCCAGAAGGACGUGGAGAUCAUGGUCGAGAGCAUGGAGAGCAAAGGCAGUGGAUUCAUUGGCUGGCUCUUUGUCGAUGGGGUCAAUGUCGCUGUCUCUCUGGUGGAGGAGGGCCUCGCUGAGGUCUCCAGCUUCACCGAGAAUGGAGAGUACCUGAAGCUUGUGAAGGGUGCUGAGGAGCGUGCAAAAGCGAAAAAACUCAACAUCUGGAAGGACCGAGCUGAGGUUGAGGCAGACACUGAGAAGAUCGAAGAAGAGAAGGAGGUGCCUGAGAGGAAGACAGAGGCCAAGGAAGUGGUGGUAUCUGAGAUCACUGAGGAGCUCCACUUUUACGCCCAAUACGUGGACCAGCGCAGUCAGGUUGAGGGGCUUCUGACGAGACUGCGCCAGGAGCUCGAGGACAAUCCUCCACUUCCUGGGGCGUACAGUCCGAAGAGGGGGGAACUUGUUGCUGCCAAGUUCAGUGGCGAUGACCAGUGGUACAGGGCCAAGGUCGAGAAGGUGGCUGGGACCAAUGUCAGCGUUUUUUAUAUUGAUUAUGGAAACAGGGAGGUGAUUAAUGUCACGAGGGUUGCGCCGUUGCCUGCGGGAUUCUCCGGGGAAAAGGCUUUCGCCCAUGAACAUGUGCUGGCUUAUGUGGAGGCACCCAAGGAUGCUGAUGACCUCAAAGCUGCGCUGGAGGCUCUACAGGACGAUUUGGCAGACAAGACGCUGUUGUUAAAUGUUGCAUACAGAACUAAUGGUCUUCCAGCUGCAACUCUGGCUGAUCCAGUGUCCAAUGAGGAUCUUGUCAAGGCUAUUGUUUCUGAUGGAUAUCUGCACGUGACAAGCAGAAAGAUCACUAACAAAGUGUACGAUGACUUCAAAACAGCUGAGAAUGACGCAAAGAAGCAUCACCGUAACAUCUGGCAAUACGGCGAUGUGACGACUGAUCCGUCGAAGGACUGGAAGUAAACAAUCGUCGAAUGAAAUUCCACCCACGACGUUAAACCAAUAAAAUAUUGAAUAAACUACGCAUAAAAGGGAAAGGAGAAUCAACGGAGCAUAAUAUAGACAACAGAAGAGUAAUCAUGAAGAAACGAUAAUGAUUCAGUAAAAUGUAUUUCGAUAAAACAAGAAAAAGAUAAUUGGUGUACUGUUCUGGUGGUUGUGAUCGAUGUUUGGAGGACAAAAAAAGUAUGAAAGAGGAAUGGAAAGCAUAAUAGAAGUGAAAUAUUAAAUUGUACAUAUGAUCAUGUUUAAUUGCCAGGGGAUAAACGAUGUGGACUGGCAUUUGACCCCUCCUCGAUCAAUCUGCCCAAUAAGACUGUUGUCACCUCAUAACUGAUUCAUUAAUUAUUAAUCAUAAUGAAAAGAAAGUCUACAUUAUAUUCUCAAGUCCCCAUCCCACCAAUCAUGUUUUAACAUUUCAAUUGUUGAAUGAAACCACUGGAGGAGACAUUGACACG